Molecule: messenger RNA, 7061 nt
Organism: Amborella trichopoda
Lineage: Eukaryota; Viridiplantae; Streptophyta; Magnoliopsida; Amborellales; Amborellaceae
Biological process (GO): positive regulation of DNA-templated transcription
Cellular component (GO): histone methyltransferase complex
Molecular function (GO): protein binding; histone H3K4 methyltransferase activity
Source: RefSeq, a predicted model, not a curated record
UGGAAGCUUUUUGCGGUCGCCACUGAAAAAUCCCUGCCCUAAAUUUUUCUAGGCUUUUUUUCCUGGAUUUUCUAUAUUUAAAAACUCUGGGUUUUCACCACAAUGCAUGAUGCUUAGGCAUUGCAUUCUGGUUUAGGGCCUGGGGAACCUCAGUACCCUUUUCUAGUUUUUUUUCAUCUAUGGGUUGAUGGUCGAAGGACUUUCUUGGUCUUUCUAGUCCUUAAAGGACUGGUUCGUUUGGUGUUUCUAGUAACUGGCAUUGCAUUGUAGUAACGGUUUGGAAGAGUUGCAGAGCCUUUUCAUGGGUUAUUGCAUGAUGACACUUGUUCUUUAGGGCUUUUAGGGCGCUUUUGGCUAUGGAUAACUCUUGGCCAGGUAAAGUUGGUCCCUCUUGGCCAGGGCCACCUUCUUCAGUGCCUCGAAACCAGUUUGAAAUGAAUGCUGAUCAGUAUUUUUUGCAUACCUAUGCACAAGAAGCCAAUGUAUCUAAUACAAUGAACUUUGGUUCUACCCCAUACAACUGCAAAAUGGCGAAUCCUGAGUUUGCAAACUCCUUUAUUUCUCUCUUAGCGGGGGGGCCUUCUCAGCAGAUUUGUGGUGAAUUUCAACAACUAACUAGUUCCAGAUCGGGCAUGGCUACCACCAGUCCUCCUAUCAAUGAAAACAUUGUUAAUGGACCUGAGCUCUAUCAGGUUAUUGGAUCUAGAAAUCCAUUGGCUUUCAAUAGUGGAAGAGGCCUUGUUUUCAAUGAUGGUAAUCUUCAACCCAAAAGUUCACAUCUUCAUGGGUCCAAUGCUGCCAAGCAGGUUUUUUCUGAUCACACUCCUCGUGACAAUGAGAUAGUAUCGCAGCGAUCACCUAUUCAAUGGCUCAUUGGUACCACAAAUACGAAACAACAAAAUAAUGCACAUAUUUCAAGCUAUACACGAUUUAAAUUACCAUCAGAUUCAAAAUGUGAUGUGAUUGAUCAGGCAUCUUCCAUUGUGAAAGGGCUUACACGUGCCUAUUGCCUUGGUAAAAGUGGGGAUCUUCUUCUUAUUGAAGGGGGACAUCUUGGAAUUGUCUGCUCAUGUCAUGGUUUGCAUAUGUCUGUGGCAAAGUUUUGCGAGCAUUCAGGAAGCAGUGUCAUCAAUCCUGGGGAAGCUGUUCGCACUGGAAGUGGCGAGACUGUUGCUCAGUGGCGCAGAGAGAAUUACAUAAAAUUAGGGAUCAAGUUGCCAGAUGACACUGCUGGCUGGGACUGGCCUGAUGGAAGCACUGCAAAUGCUGGGAAACCAAAAUACAAAUCAGCUUGCAUUCAGAAGAAUCAGAAUAUUGAGAAGAACUCUGGUGUUUCUCGUCAUGGUUAUCCUUUUGAUGGACAACCAAGGUCUGAACAACCUUGGAACAAUGCAAAUUCUUUUAAUUACCCUCGUGGGGGACUUGCCAUACUGGAAAGUUCAGCUAGUAGGACAACUGAGAUAGUCCGUCCAAAGGAUGGUGACAAUUCUAAUCUUACUUCACCCAGUAGCAUGCCUGCUUUUGUGAGUAAUCAUACUACACAUGCAUUAAAUGAUACUUUGCCUGGCCCCAAGGUGACAAGAGCUUCACUGGACAAAGGUUCUGAGCAUUGUGAAUACCAAUCUAUUGUCGAUUACAUUGAGUUCAUUAGCAAAGGUGGCAAUCCAUUUGUUACCAAUCAAAGGUCAACGAACCUGAAAUCUUUCAAUGGUGGUUCUACUGCAAGAAGAUGCAACAGGACAAGGGAAGUAUUUAUGCUGGAUAAGGAUGCUAUGGCAUCAAACAUUGAGUUGAGGCUUGGGCAACCAUCUCAGCAGAGCCAGGCACGCAAUUGCUCACUUCCAUCAUCAAUACGUUCUCAAUCAUUCAAUGCAAUUGGUGAUCAAAAGUCCCUAUUUUGUGAACAAUUGAUCCAGAGAGCUUCUGGUUCCAGGAUAACUGAGGAAUCUAGACAAAACUUUCUACGUCCAUCAGACCUGUCAGCAAUGAAAGAACGUGAGAAAGAGAGUAGAUUAAAUUCUGUCAAUCCCGUAAAUAGGAGCACACAUGUUGGGGAACCUGGUAUCGUUAACCUCCUUGAGGGACACAUGUCUAAGAAUUCAAUAAUGUCAAUGCUACUUUCACCCAUGGAGAAUUUUGGUACUAAUGAAGAGGGCCUAAUGUUACAGCCUAAUAGCAAUAUGGCUCCAGAGCAUCUUGUGCCGAAGUUAAUUCACAGUAAUUCUCAACUUCUGAAAUCUGGAACAAAUUGUUUCACAACAAACAAAUCAGAGAUGAUGGAGCGGAAAUUGGCCAACCAUAUUGAUGCGGUCAAAAUGUCAAGGGACAUGCCCAAUGGUUCCUCUACCUUUUCAAGCAUUGGCUCCACUGUUCAUGUGAAGCAAACGGGAGAUUCUUUACUUCAUGGAAUCAGUGUUGGGCAUGGUAAUCACAGCAAUUCAGUUAUGCUUGGUGGACAAAGUCCUGCCAAUUUGCCUCACCCAGCUAUUAUAUUAUCAGCUGAACCUGAUGUCAGGAACACAUCUGAUCAUUUUGUGAAGCCAUCCUGCAACGCCAACGCCAAUGCUAAUCCUGAUUCUUUUUUUCAUAGGGCUGAUGAUUCUGCCGCUUCAACAGGAUCAUCAGUGAUGCCAGUGAACUUCUCAGGUUGGAAUCCAAUAUACUUAUCGAAUCUGACAACUAUACUUCCUAAUGGGGACUUGACUGGUUUAAGGCAUCAGGUGUCCGAUGAGAAUCUGAGAGCACCUACAUUGAGAAGUUUGCCUCAGGUGUCUAAGCAGGAUAACAAAGCUGCUACACCUUGCAUGAACCUCGAUCAAGGACAGUUUUACUGUCAUUCAACUGUACAGUUGCCAAAUGAUUAUUCUCAACAAGAAAGAUUUGGACCUGAACCAAAGCAGGGACCAGUUCUGAAUGGUAAUCAGGAUACAACUGAAGAGCAAGAUAAAACUACACGAUUUUGCUGUAAGGGUUUAUUAGAUGGUGGACGUGAAAAGUUGAGUUGCCUUACAGGUCCAAACAAUUAUUGCAAGUGUUGCAAUUUGACUACUGCACCCUCUAUUUCAUUACAGCCAAGGGGAAUUGAUGUUCACAGCUCUCAUUGUCAUCAAAAUUGCUGUGUUGAGCAACCUUUGCUUAGACUUGCAAGCCGGAGCAAUCAUCACAACAAUUGCUGUGUUAAACAUGCGAGAUGCAACCAAGCGGAACCCAAUCCAUGUGUCUGUAGUAACUUCUGGUGUGCAGAGCAUUUAAAGUCAUUUGCAGGAAGUUGUUCUUCCAGAAUGGGAGCCCAUGCUGAGGGAUCCUUGAAAGAGAACAAUGGUAACACUGCAGUCGACAAAACGUCACUUCUACUUCCUCCCUCCAUUGAUGAUGGGUUUAGAAGUUCAUUGGACAAAACCACUGAAUUGAAGAGAUGUGAGAACUUAGAAACUCUAGAUAUUGUGAAAAGAAGUUGUAAUACGAUGCAAUGGAGAGAUGUUCCUGGCAAGAUAAUGGAUAGUUCUGCUACUACUGACAUUGAGAGGCCAGCAAAGAUGAUGUGUAGGGCAAGAAAUGAAGACCAACUUGCAGAUACAGCCUCAAAGCGAUUUGAUGAAGGUUGUCAAGAUGCUGGGUCUUUAAAAGAGCAGCAAAUGUCUAAUGUUUGUUCUGAAAGUUCUGCAGCUGUGGUGACGGAGUUUUCUGGUAGAUGUUUUGUUAAUUUGGAUUUGGGAAGUACAAGGUCCACAUGUGAUGAGAUUGUUGAUGAAGGCUCCGGCAUAGAAAAAUGCUGCUCCUCUGAUGCACAUAAUGCGGGUAUGUGGGCUGAAACUGCUAAUUUGUCUGGUAACACAGAUGCAGUAUUGGGAAGAUCCUCUACUCUGCCAAGUCAUUCUACUGAUCCUAUUAAUAAUCUUAAAGUCAGAAGCUCCCUUAGAUUGAAGAAGGUGCGGCUUCCUUUUGGUUCUCCCAAGGGAGAGAAUGCUGUUCAUAAGAAACAAGUUGGUGGGGCCUUUAAAAUAGAAAGAAAGAGGAAAACAAUGAAAUGGAAAAAAUUAGAUGCAUCUUUAUCUGGUUCUGGGACAGAUGACAGGCAAUACGAACUUGUCAAUCGCAGCAAGUGUUCUGCCAUGUGUGUUUAUCCCGAGGUGGAAAAGUCAUCUCAUGCUGACCUUGGCCCGACAAAAUCAUCUUGUUUUUGUACUAUUGCAACCUUGGGUCCAAAACGAAAACGUUCAACGUUGACAUCCAGUAGACCCCUCAAUUUGGUGGGGGACGCCUGUACAUUGGAUGGCCCUAGCAGGAAGUAUAUAGAUUCUGGACAGGGCCGUGUAUUACAAGUACCUAUCUUUCCAAAAGAAUGGAAGAACAAUAGGGAAAUGACUAAAGAUAAAGACAAAUCAGGUGUGCAACAUGGUGGAGAGGACCCAAAUGUUCAAGAGGUUCAGAAAUACAGUAAAAUGGGAUUGGGCAAGUCCAUUUCAGCUUUACCAAACAAUUACUGUAAUGAUCAGAAGGCACGUCCGAUAGUAUGUGGAAAUCUUGGUAUCAUUGCCAAUGUAAACUCAGCUGAAGGUUUGCAAAAAGCAGCAAAAGUUGUCUCGUUAAGCUCGAUCCUCAGAAGAGCUAAAAGAUGUACAAAUGAGAACCAGGAGAUGAGAUUUUCUUCUAUGUCAGAGACCCAGAAUAAAUUUUCCAACAGAAGCCAAGGAUGCCAUACCACCCCCUGUGCUGCUUCAAGAGUGAAAGAUAAAGAAGGUCACGACUCAGUGGAAACUUCUGCAGCGGAUUGGUUUUCUGCUAUUCAAAUGCAUCAGACUGCAAAUGCUGUCAAAGAAGUUCGCAAGUACAGUCUUAAUGAGUUAACUCAAAAGGGGAAGCAUGCCAACAAGCAAGCUUGUUUAAAUCAUCUUUCCAGGCAAGAACAUCUGCAGUCAAGAGAAAAAAAUUUGUGUCCUAGAAGUGCUACCCAAAAUGACAAGUUAGUUGAUAAUCUAAAUGGCAUUGGUACAGAGAAGCAAUCCCGUACUCCAAAUUCAUGUACUAGGAAGAACUCAAUAUGCAUGCAGCGGUCUGUUUUCAGAACGUCAGAGAAGUUAUGUUUGGAAAAUGUGAAGGAAACCCAAGGUCCUAUAGAUGUUUCUCAUGAAGUAAAAGGAAAAAAAUCCUCUACUAAAUGUCGCAAGAGGAAAGCUUUUAUUUUGGACUCUGAUGUGUUCUGCUGUGUUUGUGGAGGUUCUGAUAAAGAUGACUUUAACUGCAUACUAGAAUGCAGCCAGUGCUUAAUCAAAGUGCACCAAGCUUGCUAUGGUGUCUUAAAGGCACCCAAAGGUCGCUGGUGUUGUAGACCAUGCAGGGCGGAUAUCAAAGACAUUGUCUGUGUUCUAUGUGGCUAUAGUGGUGGCGCCAUGACUCGAGCACUGAGAAGUCGAAAUAUUGUGAAAAAUCUGCUGCAGACCUGGAAAAUUAAGAAGGGCCGGAAGUCACUUGAUCCCUUCCAUCUUUCUGAUAGUAAGCAUGACGAUUUGAAUGGUCUAAGUGGUAAAUUAGGGGGUGGACCUUCUCGGCUUGAGAAAAUGGAUUCUAUCUCUGCCAUGAAACCUGGUACCUUGGAACGAGUCUCCAGAGUGAUGAUGAAGGCUAAUACACUGGAUGCUACAAGUAUCAUGAGGAAUGCAGAUAUCCUGGUCGAUGAUUUUCAAGUACAUAAUACCAUCACUGCUGCAGUACUUGAUCCAAACGUUACACAAUGGCUACACAUGGUUUGUGGGUUAUGGAUGCCUGGAACGCGGUGCCCUAAUGUUGAUACCAUGAGUGCCUUUGAUGUAUCUGGUGUUUCUCCUCCAAAAAGGAAUACAGUCUGUUCCAUAUGUAAACGUCCUGGAGGCUCCUGCAUCCGGUGUAGAGUUGCUGAUUGCUCUGUCUUUUUUCACCCAUGGUGUGCUCACCAAAAGGGCUUAUUACAAAGUGAGAUUGAAGGUGUCGAUAAUGAAAAUGUUGGAUUCUAUGGGAGGUGCCUAUUUCAUGCUGUGAACAUUAAUUGUCUGACCAAACCUGUCCAUCUUGUGAAUGACAAAGUUGAGGAUCAUUCUGACAAUAAGGACCCCACUUGUGCACGGACUGAGGGUUACAAGGGCCGAAAGAAAGAAGGAUUGCAUUACGGUUUAAGAGGACAAUCAAAGGAUAAUAGUGGUUGUCUUGUUCCUCAAGAGCAAAUAAAUGCCUGGUUGCACAUUAAUGGUCAAAAGUCAUGCACGCGAGGACUUAUAAAACCUCCAGCAUCAGAUACUGAAUAUGAUUGCAGAAAAGAGUAUGCCCGCUAUAAACAAUCAAAGGGUUGGAAGCAAUUGGUAGUCUAUAAAUCUGGCAUUCAUGCGCUUGGUCUUUACACUUCCCAAUUCAUUUUUCGUGGAGCUAUGGUUGUUGAGUAUGUCGGUGAGAUAGUGGGUCUUCGUGUUGCUGAUAAACGAGAAGCCGAAUACCACUCUGGUCGAAGGAUACAGUAUGAGAGUGCAUGCUAUUUCUUCAGGAUUGAUAAGGAGCAUAUAAUUGAUGCCACUCGUAAAGGUGGCAUUGCUCGCUUCGUGAACCACUCAUGCUUGCCUAAUUGUGUCGCAAAAGUUAUCACUAUCAGAAAUGAGAAGAAGGUUGUUUUUUUUGCAGAAAGGGAUAUAAACCCAGGAGAGGAGAUUACUUAUGAUUACCACUUCAACAAUGAGGACGAGGGUAAAAAAAUUCCAUGUUUUUGUAAUUCCAAAAAUUGUCGGCGAUUUUUGAAUUAGACUAUGUUGGCCUUCCUUAUUCCCCUCAAUUUUGCCUCUUUACUUUUGUCUCCUCGAUUUUGUCUCUUUACUUUUUCUUCUCUUGCCUGCUCUUUUUGCAUUUUUGGCAGCUGCAUUGUGAUGCCUGCAACCUUUUUGUAAUUAUUCCUGCCUUCAAUUUAUUGAAAUUAAUAGCAUUUUGCACCUUGUGUUUAUACUUCUGUAAGUUUGAUCUUUCUAAUUUAUUGAGAUCCAUUAUACUGGUUGAUUGUUAUUGAGAAGAUGAUAUCAAUGUCCAUUUAAAUUUUGAGAUUGCAA